Molecule: messenger RNA, 3503 nt
Organism: Rhagoletis zephyria (snowberry fruit fly)
Lineage: Eukaryota; Metazoa; Arthropoda; Insecta; Diptera; Tephritidae
Gene: Cep135
Product: Centrosomal protein 135kDa
Source: RefSeq, a predicted model, not a curated record
UUAUAAACUAUUCACAGUUUUCUUACUAGCAGCUGUGCGCGCAAUAUUUAAUUUUCGGCGGCUUGUUUCAAAAAAAAUAAAAAUUUGCCGAAUUGGUGAGCAGCUUUUACAUUUUUAAUUACGAUGAGCGCCAGCGAUGGGAUUUUUAAUAACUUACGGCAAAAACUUGAUGUUUUGGGUUACACACAAACAUUGCCAUUGGCUGGUAUACCGUUGGUUGGAGCGCUCUUCGAAGAUUUGGUCAAAUCCACGGAGAGUCUACGAGAUGCCAAGAAAAAAAUUGUCGACUUGUUAGAGGAAAAGGCAUGUUGGGAGUUGGGAGUUGAACCAUACAAGUGUGACAAUUCACGCCUGUUAGCUGAGUGCAAUCAGCUGCAUCAACAGAGUUUAAAGGAUCGAGAGGAAUAUGAGCAGCGUAACUUCGAAUUAAGUCAGAAAAUCCGUAACCUUGUUACGGAUAAAAUCCACCUAGAGGAGCACUGCCAGCAGCUGCAGCAGCAACUUGCAUCAUUGCUAGCAAAACAGCAAAGCUCAUCACUUGCGCCCAAUAUGAAAAAUGCUAAAGAUAAAGUAAAGAAACCUUUUAUUAGCACAGUGCGUUCUGGCGAACGUAUACCACCACUUAUGGACAAUGCUAGUAAUUUACGAUGCACUAAAUGUAACACACAAACUAUACAUUCGCAUGCACUAAAUGGUGUCGGUAGCGCCCCCAGCGCAGCAUUGAAAAUUGAGUUGGAAAAGUUAGAGAAUAGAGUAAAAGAUUUAACAGAGCAAUUGGAGUUCUAUAAACGAAAGAUUGAAUCGCGUGAUCGCGAAAUACGUCGCUUGAAUGAUCUACUUAUUGGUGGUCGCCCUCCCGCAGCACUUGCAAAGGACUGCUGUUUCAAAGAUGUGCGUGGUUUGUCCGAAGAUAUAGAAUUAUUGCAGCGAGAGAAAUCUCAGAGUUUGAAUAAAGUACGUGAGUACCAGGAACAAAUGCAUGAGGCCAUGGAACGUGCACUUUCGUUGGAGACCCAGAACAAGCAGUUGCAGAGGGAGCUUGAUGAAUUGAAAGAAGCGGCGCUGUCCGUGGAAACACAAGCAAAUACGGAAAUUGCACAGCGUGAAGAAGAGCUGGAAGAGUUGCAAAAAGAGUUGAAGAAACUGCGCUCAAGGCAAGAGAGGGUUGGCGAUAAUAGAACGCAGGUAGGUAGAAGAACCGAUGGCGUUGGAGAUGGCAAUGCAUGUGAGACAAGCGCAGUUGCUACGCUGCAUGCAGACAAACGACGCCUAAAUGAACGCAUCAACGAGCUUACACAGCGCGAUACGGAACUGAAGAGUGAAAAUGAGCGCCUGCAGAAGAAAGUAAUCAAACUCAAAGGAAAAAUACAUGGCAUGCAAAAAGAGCUUCAAGAUAAUGUGCAACAAAAAGAACAACGAAUCGACGAAGAAAAAGUUAGAAUCAAAUCUGAGCGCGACUUUUUCCAAAAAGAAUACUUGCGUCUGAUAAGUAAGGCCGGUUCAGAAAAGGAAAUUGACUUCCUACAAUCUCAAAUAAAAUCUAAGGACGAUGAACUUCGUUUGCUGCGCGCUGAGCUUUGUCUACGCCAACAGGAACGCCUACUGCCGACGGUUGCCACAGCAAAUGCGGCUAAAAUUACCGCUCCAACUGAACGCUGCGACUUCAGACAAGCGCCACUAGCCAGCGCACGUUCCAAUAACUCUACUAAGUCCACAUAUAGUGCCUCAAGUAAUGAUUGUGUACAAGCUGUGGUCUUGCGAGCGGAGCGUGAACGUGAUUGCGCACGCGCUGAAUUGGAACGUGUUCGUUGCGAACGUGAUACGCUACGCGAAAAGCACGUGUCCAUGCUGCAAGCGCAAGCGAUGGAUACUCAAAAGUCCCAAGCACAUCUAAGCGAGCUGAAUGCGCGCAUACGACAGUUAGAACGUGAAAAUCGUGAUUUGAAUUCAGCGCGCGUACCAAGUGAAACACAUAUUGUAUUGCUCAAGGAGGAAAUUGAAGAAUUGAAGCGAAGGCUUUUUGAAUUGCAAGAGGAAAACUCUAAGCUGCGCACCAAUCAAAAUCAGAUGAAAAUUUUGAAUGAGCAAAGAGAACGCACGCUUCAGGAAUGUCAAAGUAAGCUUACCAUAGCAGAGCGGCAGUUGCAAACCGCAGAUACGCGUUUAAAUGAUUUGGAUACAAAUCGUGAGACCACACAUCGUGAAGCUACACAGUUGCGCAAUGAAGUUGCUGCAUUGAAAAAAACUUAUGUGUCGCUUGAGAAUGAGAAAGAUAAAAUAUUGCAACAAUUAGAUGCCAAAACUGAACGUGCGUACCAGUUAGAGUUUGAACUUAAGAUUUGCAAGGAGAAACGAAUUGCUUUGGAAAAGGAAGUUAAAGAUUUAGAGGAUCAGUUAAGCAAAUUAACGUUGAAAACACGUGAACGUACUACCGAACUGCUAGAGACCUCUACUGAAACCAAAAGUUUACGUCAGCAAAUUGCUGCACUGAAAAUCAGUCGAGACGAGGCCAUCGCGGAAAAUGGCCGACUAUCAAACGAACUGGCCGAACGGCAGGCAGAGAUUUUGACACUCAAGAGGAAACUGAAAGAUUCCGACUUUGAAAUCGAACAAUUGAAACAACAACUGCAUCAAUAUGUGGCGGAGGUAAAAAAGGCUGAGGAUUUGCUGUCACGUAAGGAAAAGGAACGCGAGGAAAUGCUGGAACAUUAUCGUAGUCUUUCACAUGACGCCGUCGUAUUGGAGGGCAACAAUCAAAGUCUAGAAGUCGAAGCUGCCGAACAAAAACGCCAAAUUACUGAAUUAGAAGAUGAAAUAAAUGCGCUGAAGAAGGAAAUUUGCUGCCGCAAUAGACAUAUCGAACAAUUAGAGGAUAAGUUAGCUGCAGUAACUGCACAAAAUGCCAAACUUGAACGCCAACUCGAGGAAGCUCUCGAUGAGCAACGCUUACUCAAGGUUGAUUUGGCUGCACGUAAAGAGCUUUGCGACAAGCUGGACAUUGAAAAAGACAAGUUAAAUGCUGAGCUGACAGAGUUAAAUGAGAUAAAGCGCAAACUUGAACGUGACAAUGAAAAAUUGCGCAUGGACAUAGAGAAAACAAGCAGCGGCCAGAAGGUUUCCUCUGAAACGCUUGAGGAGUUGCUCAGUAAAACGCGGCGCGAUCUUGAAGAACAAAUUAAAGUCGAUAGUAAAUUGAGUCUAGAAUUGGUGCGUUUGCGGCAGCAAAAUGAUGAUUUGUUGCGCGAGCUUGACACCGAACGCGAACGUCGCCACCAACAGGAAACACUGACGCACGAAUAUCAAAUACAAAAUCAGGAACUGCGUCACAAUCUCACCGACGAUCGCUUCCGUCAAGCGCGUUCACGUGAUCAGAGUCCUCGAUAUCCUUCGCAGACGCUUUAAGAUUCCUUACAGCAAAGCAGCUAGCUUUGAAAUACAUACAUAGGCAUUUAAAUGCAUUUUGUUCCAGUUUUUUACUUCUAAAUAAUUUUUAUAAAAUGGUC